AUGGCACUCUUUGGAUCUUCAAAACCAACAUCAUCAGCAUCAGAUUCUGCUGGUCCAAGUAUGAAAAAUCAACAAUUAAAACAAGAGAUUCAACAACAAAUAUCUCAAGAAUUAGCAACUGCAAAUGCAACUGAAUUAGUUCGUACCAUAACUGAAAAUUGUUUUGAUAAAUGUAUUUAUACUCCUCAAGAUGCUUUAUCUAAUCAAGAAAAUCAGUGUAUUAAUUUAUGUAAAGAAAAAUAUAUGAGAUCUUGGAAUGUUAUAUCAAAAGCUUAUAUCGCCAGAAUUCAACAAGCUUCCGCUCAACAAUAG
Molecule: messenger RNA, 312 nt
Organism: Hemisphaericaspora subhashii
Lineage: Eukaryota; Fungi; Ascomycota; Pichiomycetes; Serinales; Debaryomycetaceae
Gene: TIM13
Product: protein translocase subunit
Exons: 1
Coding region: 1-312 (103 amino acids)
Source: RefSeq, a predicted model, not a curated record